AUGUCGGUAUAUCAAGAAAACUGUGAGUCAGAUUUUGGAGAAAAGUCAUCUGUCAAUGCUGACUCGUCAGUAGCAGAAUUCUCUUCUUUAUCAUGGCCUUCAAAGAUUAAAGCUGUGCUGUGGGGUAAUCCACCGAAAGAUUUGCUUGAGAGAAAGCUGCUUUUGAAGAUAGACAUUUUAGUGAUGUCAUUCGUUUGCUUGAAUUAUUGGAUUAACUAUGUCGAUCGAUCCAAUGUGGCAAACGCCUACGUUUCAGGUAUGAGAGGCGAUCUAGGAAUGACAGGUGAUGAUUUUAACAUUAUUAAUACCGUGUUCACCGUGGGUUAUGUCGUUUCUAUGAUUCCCAAUAAUAUCAUGAUACUUAAAGUUUCACCACGCUACUGGUUAUCAUUCUGCUGCUUCGCUUGGGCUUUGCUGACUUUGGGUUUAUACAAGGUUACAUCGUAUAAGCAGAUCUGCGUCAUUAGAUUCUUCCAAGCGUGUUUUGAGAGUUCCACCUUCGCUGGUACCCACCUCAUACUAGGUUCAUGGUACAAAGAGCAUGAAAUCAAUACAAGAAGUGCGACAUUUACCAGCAGUGGAUUAAUAGGCAUAAUUUUCUCAGGAUUUAUGCAAGGAUCAAUUUAUUCCACAAUGAAUGGCAAAAGAGGAUUGGAGGGUUGGAGAUGGCUUUUUAUAAUUGAUUUCAUUAUCACCAUUCCUAUCUGUGUCUAUGGUUUUUUCUGCUUUCCUGGUACUCCGGAAAACAGCAAGCCCUCUUUUUUCUUUUCCGAGGAGGAGCUUAAGUUGGCUAAAGCCAGAUUACCUCCCAGAAAGAAGACAAAGCUGGAUCUUUCCGUCUUCAAGCGAGUGAUGGGAGGGUGGCAUUGGUGGUUGUUCAGUCUGUUAUGGGUCCUCGGUGGUGAAAAUGAGUCCUUUGGUUCAAACUCGUUGUUUGCUCUUUGGUUAAGCUUUAAUAAUUAUACUAUCGCGCAAAGAAACCACUAUCCUAUGGGUGUAUACGGAGUCGGUAUUGUUGCAACAUAUUCUGCAGCCUUAUAUCUUGAUCGUACCGGGGGUAAAAAACAUUGGCUGAUUGCCGUUAUUAUUAGUGUGAUCCUUGUAGUUGUGUCUAUUAUGACCUUGGCGUCUCCACUUAGGGAUGGUGUGAUAUUUGCAGCUCAAUAUCUUUCCGGUGUUUCGUAUUCUGGUCAGGCGAUCUUUUUCGCUUGGGCCAACUUGGCCUGCAAAAAUGACAUCGAGGAAAGGGCAAUCGUGUUGGCAUCAAUGAAUAUGUUUUCAGGGGCUGUUAAUGCUUGGUGGUCAUUACUGUUUUACUCUGCUACAACAGUACCAAGAUUCAGGAGGGGCUGUUAUGCCAUGAUUGCUACGACGGUUUCUUCCGCCAUCGUGGCUGUUGUUAUGAGACAAUUGCAAAAGAGAGACGGAAAAUUGAAGGCAGCAGAUGAGGAAACCACUAGAGGUACUGUAAGUUAUAUAGAUGGGAUCGAAACUCCCGAGGAAGUAAAGGAUGAUAUUAAAAUCCAUUGA
This is a messenger RNA of Zygotorulaspora mrakii, 1530 nucleotides long. RefSeq lists its product as uncharacterized. The transcript has a single exon. Bases 1 to 1530 code for a protein of 509 amino acids. The record is from RefSeq and is a predicted model, not a curated record. NCBI's taxonomy places the organism in Eukaryota, Fungi, Ascomycota, Saccharomycetes, Saccharomycetales, Saccharomycetaceae. Gene Ontology annotation, cellular component: plasma membrane. Gene Ontology annotation, molecular function: pantothenate transmembrane transporter activity. Gene Ontology annotation, biological process: pantothenate import across plasma membrane.